AUGAUGCCAACACUACAACCACUCGAGUGUGACGUUAUUGUGCCCAGCCGUUUCAGUGCUGUGCGACCGCGUACGUGGAAUCUCGUGAUGGACGAUACCGGUCGUGCACUGGCCGAGCGCUACGGCAGUGACAUGUCGUUCAAUCAAAUAACAGACGAAGCCGCUCUUCGCAAUCGUGAUCGCCGCAUGCGUGAAGAAGUUUUGAGGCGACGAUCUACUCUAUCCCCAGGAAUGAGAGAGGAGAGUCUUCACGAUACUUACAGUGUUGCCAAACAAGAUACAGGUGCGUCAACUGGGGUAGCGCAGUCGCAAGGGAAACAACAAGAAGGAGAGUCCCGAACGGCAGCAUAUUCCUUCCUCUCUGGACGUAUCACCACGGCAGGAGAGUCUGAGACGUUUGGACAGAGAAAGCAACAAGCACAUAAGCAAAAUGCUAUAUCGUAUGACAUCAUCCCUAGAGAAAUUCCAGUUUCCUCUUUUCACUAA
Trypanosoma theileri is the source of this 486-nucleotide messenger RNA. RefSeq lists its product as uncharacterized. The transcript has a single exon. The record is from RefSeq and is a predicted model, not a curated record. NCBI's taxonomy places the organism in Eukaryota, Euglenozoa, Kinetoplastea, Trypanosomatida, Trypanosomatidae. Bases 1 to 486 code for a protein of 161 amino acids.